Alligator sinensis (Chinese alligator) is the source of this 959-nucleotide messenger RNA. RefSeq names its product homeobox B9 (gene HOXB9). Lineage: Eukaryota; Metazoa; Chordata; Crocodylia; Alligatoridae. Bases 72 to 839 code for a protein of 255 amino acids. The transcript has 2 exons. The record is from RefSeq and is a predicted model, not a curated record. Gene Ontology annotation, biological process: anterior/posterior pattern specification; proximal/distal pattern formation; regulation of transcription by RNA polymerase II. Gene Ontology annotation, cellular component: nucleus. Gene Ontology annotation, molecular function: RNA polymerase II cis-regulatory region sequence-specific DNA binding; DNA-binding transcription factor activity, RNA polymerase II-specific.
CCCUCCUUAGCAAGGCUACACAGUGCAAACUGGGGAAGGGGGAUUUUUUCCCCACCUCCUUUGGGGGUGAAAUGAGUCGCCAUCAGCCAGGACUGCGGUUCCUUCCACCUCACUUCCACCCGGGUUGGGGAGACCCUCCAGGGCCCCUUGGUCCCCAGAAGAUCCAUCCCUGCCUGUACGCACCAAGAGGCAAAGACGAGGCGUGCUAUUUGGGAUUUGAUGCUGAGAAAUAUCCGCCCCCCCAGGCUGAGGUGCCCUUUUUCUCCAAGCUGGAGCCCGGAUCUGGUUCCAGCAGCCCUGGGAGUGGACCUGGUCACCGCUUCGGCGCCUCGCUGCCGCCGUAUCUGUCCAUCAGACCAUCAGGGUCCCAACCGGCUCCUCUGCCUACUGCCUUCACUCCCUCCGCUGUGCAGGGGCAUCCGCGGGAAGGUAACUCCCCAGGCUCCUGCUCAGACACUGAGAAGGGGGAUUAUGAGGUGUCGCUCAUACUGAAGCCCGCCUAUGGAUCUGAGACACCUAGCAGAGAAGAUCAGUCCUUUUUUCCGCAGGAAGCUCCAUCUUUAGACAGGUCUAAAGAUGAUAAAACAGCACAAGAAAUCCAAGCCAACCCCGCUGCCAACUGGCUGCACGCCCGCUCCUCUAGAAAAAAGCGAUGCCCCUGCACGAAAUACCAGACGCUGGAACUAGAGAAGGAGUUUUUGUUCAAUAUGUACCUCACCAGGGACCGCAGACACGAAGUGGCCAGACUCCUCAACCUGAGUGAAAGACAAGUCAAAAUCUGGUUUCAGAACCGCAGGAUGAAAAUGAAGAAGAUGAACAAGGAACAGGGCAAGGAGUGAACCACAGCAAAGCCCCUCUGCCCCCUCCCCGCCCCCCGGUCCACUCCCUAGGCCCCUUUCCCAGCUGAUGCUGCCAUCCUGCCCCAGUGCUGAGAAAUAAACAAUGACCGUGGGCUUUUU